Terrapene triunguis (Three-toed box turtle) is the source of this 5007-nucleotide messenger RNA. It is a transcript of the gene MTMR3, whose product is annotated as myotubularin related protein 3. Gene Ontology annotation, molecular function: phosphatidylinositol-3-phosphate phosphatase activity; protein phosphatase binding; metal ion binding. NCBI's taxonomy places the organism in Eukaryota, Metazoa, Chordata, Testudines, Emydidae. Gene Ontology annotation, biological process: regulation of autophagy; dephosphorylation. The record is from RefSeq and is a predicted model, not a curated record. The coding region runs from base 202 to 3819 and encodes 1205 amino acids. The transcript is spliced from 20 exons.
CGCUGUGCGGCCGCCAUGUUGUUGUGGUUGUGAGGAGGCGGUGGCAGCGGAGAGGAGCCUAGCGACCCCGACCCAGGCAGGAGGCCGUGCCCCGGGGCGCUCCGCGCCAUGCCCCGCCGUACGCUUUUACUAUUACGGAAAGAAGAGCCUCAAAGUGUUGUGAGCAAAGACGAGGAUUUCUCCUCCUAGCCUGGGCCUGUCAUGGAUGAAGAGACUCAGCACAGCCUUGAAUGCAUCCAGGCUAAUCAGAUCUUUCCCAGGAAGCAGCUGAUCCGAGAGGAUGAGAAUCUUCAGGUCCCUUUCCUUGAACUUCAUGGUGAGAGCACAGAGUAUGUGGGACGAGCAGAGGAUGCCAUUAUUGCACUUUCUAAUUACAGACUGCACAUCAAAUUCAAGGAGUCUGUUGUGAAUGUUCCAUUACAGCUUAUAGAAAGUGUUGAAUGCCGAGAUAUAUUUCAACUUCAUUUGACUUGCAAAGACUGCAAAGUUAUCAGGUGUCAGUUCUCUACCUUUGAGCAAUGUCAAGAGUGGCUUAAGCGACUGAACAAUGCCAUUCGCCCUCCUUCGAAGAUAGAGGACCUUUUUUCAUUUGCAUACCAUGCUUGGUGUAUGGAGGUGUAUGCCAGCGAAAAAGAACAGCAUGGGGAUUUGUGCCGGCCAGGGGAGCUUGUAACUUCGAGGUUUAAAAAUGAAGUUGAACGGAUGGGUUUUGAUAUGAACAAUGCCUGGAGGAUAUCCAAUAUCAAUGAGAAAUACAAGCUCUGUGGUAGCUACCCACAGGAGCUCAUAGUUCCCGCCUGGAUCACGGACAAGGAGCUGGAGAGUGUGGCAAGCUUUCGGUCCUGGAAGCGUAUCCCGGCUGUGGUUUACAGGCACCAGUGUAAUGGGGCAGUAAUUUCCCGUUGUGGACAGCCCGAGGUCAGCUGGUGGGGCUGGAGAAAUGCAGAUGACGAACACCUUGUCCAGUCAGUGGCCAAAGCAUGUGCCUCAGACGCUAGGUCCAAAAGCAGCAAAUUAAUGAAUGGAAACUGUUCCAGAGACUUCUCCAAUGGAGGGGACCUCUCUGAUGUGGAAUUUGAUUCCUCAAUUUCUAAUGCUUCAGGAGCAGAAAGUUUGGCCAUCCAGCCUCAGAAGCUUUUGAUUUUGGAUGCACGUUCUUAUGCAGCUGCUGUGGCUAACAGAGCCAAAGGUGGAGGCUGUGAGUGCCCAGAGUAUUAUCCAAAUUGUGAAGUGGUGUUCAUGGGGAUGGCAAACAUCCAUUCUAUCCGGAAGAGCUUUCAGUCGCUGCGCUUGCUCUGCACACAGAUGCCAGACCCAGGAAAUUGGUUAUCAGCACUGGAAAGUACCAAGUGGCUGCAGCACUUGUCUGUGCUUCUGAAAUCUGCACUAUUGGUAGUGCAUGCAGUAGACAGAGACCAGCGACCAGUCUUGGUGCACUGCUCGGAUGGCUGGGACCGAACCCCACAGAUAGUGGCGCUGUCCAAACUGCUGCUAGAUCCAUAUUACAGGACCAUAGAGGGUUUCCAGGUGCUAGUGGAGAUGGAAUGGCUGGAUUUUGGCCACAAGUUUGCAGAUCGCUGUGGCCAUGGUGAGAAUUCGGAUGACCUAAAUGAGCGCUGCCCAGUAUUUUUACAGUGGUUGGACUGCGUCCAUCAGCUCCAGAGGCAGUUCCCUUGCUCUUUCGAGUUUAACGAAGCAUUCCUUGUCAAAUUGGUGCAGCACACCUACUCUUGCCUCUUUGGUACAUUCCUGUGCAACAAUGCGAAGGAGAGAGGAGAAAAACAUACUCAGGAAAGGACAUGUUCUGUCUGGUCUCUGCUGCGGGCAGCAAACAAAGCCUUCAAAAACCUGCUUUACUCCUCCCAAUCAGAAACUGUGCUGUAUCCAGUGUGUCAUGUGCGUAAUUUAAUGCUCUGGAGUGCUGUUUACCUACCAUGUUCUUCCCCCUCCACCCCUGCUGAUGACACCUGUGCCCCUUACCCAGUUCCAGGCUCCAGCCCUGAAGAUCAGUCUCUGGGCAGGCUACCAAAGACAAGAUCGUUUGACAAUCUGACAACGGCCUGCGACAGCAACGUGCCUACAACUAACCGACGUAGUAGUGAUCCCAGCCUAAAUGAAAAGUGGCAAGAGCACCGUAGGUCCCUGGAGCUGAGCAGCCUUGGCAACCCAGGGGAUGAUCCAUUUGAUGGGGACAGCCUGAGCAAACAAGGCAGGGCUCUUGUUGGAGCAGAGCUUUCAGUUGCAGCUGGCGUGGCAGAGGGACAGAUGGAGAACAUUUUGCAGGAGGCCACCAAAGAGGAUGUUGGUCUGGAGGAGCUCUUGAGGGGUACCCUGGAGACAACAGGCAAAGAGGAUGAGGAGGAGGUUAUCCUGGGUAAGGAGAACAGAACUGAAAAUCUUGAUGGGUAUGUUGAUGGCCUCUAUGAAAAGACUGAGAUGGAUACAGAUACUUUAAUAAACAAUCCAGUGUCCAAUCCACAUCCAGUUUCACAAGGUUCUUCUGAGCUUAAAAGACAACAGGAGGAGCCUAUGGAUCUCAGUAACAGUAUCCAGAAGUUACUUCCGGUGAAAGGACUACAAACUGUCCCCUUGGAGAGUACUGUAAAUAGUGACAUUCAGAAGAAUGUGGAGGAAGGUGUUAGUAGACUUAAUAUAGAAGCAGAGAGCCCUCCAUUGCCCAUCACAAUCCAACAUGAGGCAAAAACAUCCAACAUGGAAAGUUCUACCGAAACUUUAACAGAGAAUGGAGCAAAGCAAGAGCUGAUUCAGAAAGGCGCUCGCCACGGACCUCGUCUGAUGGACAACAGUGCUGAAGAACUUUCUCAAACAACUGAAAACAGACCUGAGGGGGAAAACAUGAUAGAGCUACACAGACUGGGAACAAAAGUAAACAGGACUUCUAACAGCAGCAACACACACAGCUCAAUGCCUUCCCCUUGUGCCUUGCCUUUAACUGAAUGUAAAGAUGAGAUUGUGUGUAAUGGGGAGCUGGAGACUGAGAACAAGGUGACAGAGAAACCUGCAGGAUUUAAUAUUACCCAGAAAUACCCUGCAGCAAAUGGACACUGUGUGAAUGGAGAGGAUGAUAGGAUCAAAACCUCUCUGAGCUGGCAGGUCUCUACAGCUAGUUGUAGUUCUGCCCAGUUUCACUUGAGGAACUUGCACCAUAAGUGGGUGCAUGGCCAUUCUGGGAGGCAACAGACAGUUAGCAGCCCAGACCAACCCACCAGGAGCCACUUGGAUGAUGAUGGGAUGCCAAUCUACACUGAUGUUAUCCAGCAGCGCCUGCGUCAGAUUGAAACUGGGCAUCAGCAGGAAGUGGAGAUAUUGAAGAAGCAAGUGCAGGAGUUGAGGAGCCGGUUGGAGAGCCAGUACCUGAAUAGUUCACUACGUUUCAAUGGCGAUUAUGGGGAUGAAGUGACUUCAAUACCCGACUCGGAAAGCAAUCUGGAUCAGAACUGCUUGUCUCGCUGCAGCACAGAGAUUUUCUCUGAAGCCAGCUGGGAGCAGGUGGAUAAACAGGACACAGAGGUGACACGAUGGCUUCCAGACCACCUCGCUGCACACUGCUAUGGCUGUGACAGUACAUUCUGGCUUGCCAGCAGGAAGCACCACUGCAGGGACAUUGAACGUGUUGAUCAAACCUGGAAUUGUGGGAAUGUGUUUUGCUCCAGUUGCUGUAACCAGAAGGUGCCAGUUCCCAGUCAACAGCUCUUUGAACCCAGCAGAGUCUGCAAAUCUUGCUACAGCAGCUUGCAUCCCAGUAGUUCCAGCCUUGACCUUGAACUGGAUAAACCCAUCGCUGCCUCUUCAAAUUGAAGCUCCAGCCUAGAAGGAAGGGUGAAAAAGACCAUGCUGACUCUUCUCCUAAACAGACAUGCUUGGUGGACAGAGGCUGGUAGGACUGGAGAAGCCGUGCCGUGCACUUUGGAGUUUGGGCAUGGAUCACUGCUCAGAGGGACAGAACUCUAGGACGUACCACUGGAUUGUGGAAUUCUUCUUUUCCAGCUAUUCCCCCCUUUCCUUUUUAUCCUAUUGGUGUGUGUGUGUGUAUAUAUGUAUGUAUUUUUUUUAGUUUUUCUGGAAGACUGGGGAAGUGGGAAAGGGGCUGGGCCCAGGACCAGGUCUCCCUCAUGCUUCUAGCUGCGCCACCAUUGAACUGUGCUGCAGACAGACUUCUCAAUUUUAUGGAGGAAAGGAGAGGAGGGGAAUCAGUCCAGAGACAGCGUGCGGAGUGUGAAUACCUGUCAUGUCAGUGCAAGUGCUUUCAGUCACUCCUAUUACUUCCAAACAAGAAACUGCUGUUUGGGAAACUGUUGCUGCUAGAAAAAAUGGGAAUCUCUUUCCCAAGAGAGGACUCUCCCUCUGUUCUUAGAGUGGGUUUACUUAGCCUCACUGCGUGAAAGGGGGAUCAAUCACAGAUUACCAUACUCAGCGGCUCUGUAUUUACAUAUGUAAUCCACAUCUUUUAUUGCCAUUAGCCAAGCCGGCUGUGGCUUUGAGUGGAAACACCUGGACACCUUUGGCUAAGGAAAGUAUGUGCUUAUUUAAGGGAAGUGAAAGGGAAGGGGAUUGAAUGGCUUCCUGUUCAGGACUGGUUUUACAUUGGUGCUUCUAUGUAAGGUUCUGUAAAUGUAACUCAUCAUAAAGAAAACGGUGUCAGGGAAAUUAGGAGACCUUUAAACUACUACCCUUGUCCCAUUUUUUUAGAAUAGUUUAUCCAGAAUGCAGAGCUGGUUCAUUGAUCGGGCACUCACUGUGGUGCAUUCAAACAUAGACUGAAUGUCAUACUGAUGAUCAGACUCACACUUUAAUGAGAGAUUUCAAAGCAACUAUAGAAUGGCUGUGAUAUCUUGCUGAGUAAAAUUUCACUGGCCUGAGGCUACCAGUCAGUGAAAAUAAGUACAUUGAUGCUUGUCAUGUCUGUGGAACAUUUCCUCCUUUUCAUUCUGUGAUCUGUAUACUGUAGACUUGAUAAUCCUAAACAAGCAUCUAAACAAAAACCAA